Messenger RNA from Penicillium lagena, 2556 nucleotides. Its product is annotated as putative serine/threonine protein kinase. The coding region runs from base 1 to 2556 and encodes 851 amino acids. The transcript has 3 exons. Gene Ontology annotation, biological process: protein phosphorylation. The record is from RefSeq and is a predicted model, not a curated record. NCBI's taxonomy places the organism in Eukaryota, Fungi, Ascomycota, Eurotiomycetes, Eurotiales, Aspergillaceae. Gene Ontology annotation, molecular function: protein kinase activity; ATP binding.
AUGGAGCCACGGGUGUCACAUUUGUUGGACCCAUCGUCCGCAUCCGCGAUGGCGGCUAUUACGAAACACAAAGCCGAGGCCAUCAAGCUGGCGCGCGAGCAGGGGCAGGCCGUUCGAGAAAUGUGCCGUCGCGCCAAGACCGAGGUGCCGCCGUAUGAGUUCGAGGAGCUGAUUGGCAAAGGCGCAUACGGUCGUGUCUACAAAGGUCGACAGACUUCUUCGGAUCGACUGGUGGCCAUCAAGGUUUUAGACAUCGACUCUUUGGAUUACAAGUCUCUUCGUGAUUUCAGGGAUGAAUCCAUUAAGGAUUUCAUCCAUGAGACCAAAGUCAUGAAGCAAGUGAAGGACUCCGGGGCCAAGAAUAUUAACGAACUCAUUGAGGCUAUAUCUAUUCACUCACAACUGUGGCUGGUUUGCGAGUACUGCCCCGGUGGUAGUGUUCGGACUUUGAUGCGUGCGACUGGCGACAAACUGGAUGAAAGAUACAUUAUUCCCAUUGCCCGUGAACUCGCUGUUGGACUCCGCGCUAUACACGAUGCUGGGAUUAUUCACCGCGACGUCAAAGCUGCGAACAUUCUAAUUCACGAGGAAGGCAGACUGGAAAUCUGUGAUUUUGGAGUUGCAGGUAUUCUUCAAUCUCAACGAGACAAACGGUCUACAUGGAUUGGAACGCCACAUUGGAUGCCUCCAGAAAUGUUUGCAGCACGAGGUGAGGCGCAUCAGUACAGCAGUGAAAUCGAUGUAUGGGCCUAUGGAUGCACACUAUACGAGUUCGCCACAGGGAACCCACCUAACUCGGGCCUAAGGGAGCGCAUGCAAAUUGGCCGUCAAUUGAAUCGCAAUACUCCUAAAUUGGAGAGCGACAGAUACAGCCAGGGUCUGAAGGAUCUCAUUUCAUUCGCACUCGAGUCAAAUCCUUCCGCUCGACCCACAAUGGCAGAAAUUCUUGCGCAUCCCUACCUUGCAGAUACCGAUGAAGCAUAUCCCACAUCGUCGGUCAGCGAGCUGGUCCGGAACUAUUAUCAAUGGUCUCAAAGAGGAGGUCAGCGCAUUUCCCUAUUCCACCCUGGAGGCGCUGCCGCUGCAGAGCUUCCUGGUACCGAAGAAUCGGAGGAUGAUUGGAGCUUCAGUACCACCGAUGGCUUUGAAAGACGAUUCUCUGUCAUCGAUCUCGACCAAAUUGCGGCUUCCUUAGCCCAAAUGGAAGAAGAGAUCAGUCCCACCACCCCGGCCGCUGACAUUGAUUUCAGCGAUGAUGUCUCCUUAUCUGAUGGGGAAAUGAACCCGGAAGAAAAGGCAAACUUUGACGAACGAGUGCGUCGAGGUGCCGCGGCAAUGGAGGGGCUUUUUAACGAAGAGUUGCCGAGUUACACAUACGAAACCAAGAACGAUUUUGUGCCGAUCGACCCGUCUCCACCAUCUACAGACCUUCCCCUUCGCACUGAAACCGAUCGCUCUUCUGUCACCUCUACUUUCAUCGAUAUCGAUAUUGGCUCAUUUGACUCUGCACACUAUGCGGCCGGCGCUGCGGCCACGCAGCCUUUCCAGCUGGCGGAUGCUGAUACCAUUCGCGCCAACCGAAACUUGCAACGCAACUCUAAUGAAUCGACUUCGGAGAGCGAUUCGUAUGAGACCUUCAAACCCCAGUCAGGACCACGGCCUCCGACGAUGGAUUGGAAGUUUCCAACGUUCAUGCCUCCAGAAGAAGAAGAACAAUCAUCCCAGACGACCAAAGAAAUGUCAGUCCCAGAGCCUAUCCAAGAGGAACCGACCCUAGACCCGGCCCUGGCAGAGAAGCGUGCGACCAUGGAAUGGACAUUCCCUAUCAUGGGCGCUCCAACUGAAGAACAGGAGACAGCCACAGAGACGGAUCGCCAUGAUACCGUCAAGGGGCCUGUACCGAGUCUCCAGCGGCAAGCCACAGACGAUUCGAUGAUCUCCCGUCCAUCAACAUCUGCAUCGAACAAAUCCACAAUGUCCGACUCAGACUACGAUCCGUUCAGGUUCGAUCGACCGGCAACCCCGGAAGGAAUAUCCUCCGUUCAGCAGACCCACCUUUUCAAGGAAGAGUUCCCUGCGAUGAUGGAAACGAUAGGGUAUAACGAAUUCGAAGCGUCAGGACUUCUCGAUGGACCGGGGCCAGAUGAGGAGUCUCAGCCUCUUUGGGAAGACGACAAGGAUGUGAUGACGCCCAGUUACAUGCCAUUGCCAACCGCUAUCCCGCAGCGUGAGUCCUCACGCGGGCCCUCGGCCUCAUCAACGUCGGAGCCGGGAUCUCCGAUCUUCGAGGCCUUGCCAACUGCCCGUCGUGAGCCUGACUCGCGAGGCACUAUUGGAAGAUCAGAUGACCUGAGCGCUAUCCCAUUCCCGGCCCUUGUUCCUCCCAGUGCGGAGAGUUUAAUGGAGGGCGUCGAUGAUGGCGUGUUGACACUGGAGCUAGAUCGCUUGCUUGGCGACUUUUUGGAUUCCCUAUCAGCUACGGGCGCGGCGCUGUCCAAGGCAAAACUUGGGUAUGAUGAGAAUAGGGCAGAUGAUACCUCUGAGCAGGCUCAAUGA